This is a messenger RNA of Paramecium pentaurelia, 1484 nucleotides long. Lineage: Eukaryota; Ciliophora; Oligohymenophorea; Peniculida; Parameciidae. The record is from the annotation of a GenBank genome assembly.
AUGGGGAACAGAAGUUCAAAUAAUUCGAAUUAAAAAAUUGGAUAAGAAGCCAAAUGUCCUAAUUGUGAUCGUAAAUUUGGACCUUCUACUACAUACAACUUGCUUAAUACUCAUAUAGAUCAUUGUUUACAAAACUAAUAACAAAUAAAUAAUAUUGGAUUUCAAAUGCCUUAGCCAUAAGUAUAACUGGGAGAUAAUUAUAUUUGGGUAAAAUAAAAUAAUCAAUGGAAAAGAGUAUAAUCAUAAGUUAAUGGUGGAUAGAUCUAAGUAACUUUUUUAAUAAAUUUUAAAGAAUUUAAGUGUUUAAGAAAUCAAGAACAGAUCCUUUCCAGAAAAAUAAAUGUGGUUCAAUCUAUAACUUGAAAAAUUUCGUAUUCCUUGGUAACUAGGAUCUGAUAAAUUGAAUGUCAAUCUAAAUGAUUUAUUAUAAUCUUCUUUAAUUUCAGCAAGAAAUGUUAAUUUGUAUAAAGAAGUCAAGGUAGUAUUUUAAAACGACAAAGUAUAAGAUGCAGGUGGCUUAUUAAGAGAAUGGUUAACUUUAAUUUUUAAAGAAAUGUGUAAAGAUAUCUUUUCAUUGACAGAAACAAAUGAUGUUACAUAUAAAAUUGCUAAAUAGAGUCAAUAUUUUGAUUUAGUUGGUUUAGCAAUAGCAAAAGCACUUUUUGAAAGAAUGAAUAUCUGUGUUGAAUUUGAUAGACCCUUGGUUAAAAGAUUAAUUGGUUAAGAAAUCUCAUUUCAAGAUAUGUAAUUUUAUGAUAAAAGUCUGUAUUUGAGUUGGAAAUAUUUACUUGAAAAUUAAUUUGAUGAAAAUUCAUUAUAAUAAUAUUUUAUCAUAUGUAAGGAUGAUGAAAUAAUUGAAUUAAAAUAAAAUGGAGCUGAUAUUUUAGUAACUAACUAAAACAAAUAAGAAUUUGUAGAUUUAAGGUAGAAUUUAUUAUUAUUAUUAAGUAUCUAAUUCUAUAGUGAAAAAAUGAUAUCAAAAUAACUUGGUUAAAUCUAAAAUGGAUUAUAUAAAUAUAUACCAAAAGAUUAUUUAAAUAUCUUUACAGCUGAAGAAUUUGAAAUGAUUCUUUAUGGUGUAUCAGUUGUAGAUUUAGAUGAGUGGAAAUAACAUACAACAUAUAAAACACCAUAUGCUGAUACUUCUCAAUAAAUAAAGUGGUUUUGGAAAAUAUUAUCUGAAUUUGAUUAGGAUUAAUUAAAAAAGUUUUUACAUUAUUGCACAGGUUCUUAUAGAAUUCCAGUUAAGUAUUUAAUACAUUAUUGCAAUUUAUAGUGGUUUUAGUAAACUUGAGUCCAAUAGAGGAAUGUAUUCAAAAUUUUAGAUUAUUCCUAUUGAUUAUAUAAAUGCCAAUUCUUUCCCAAUAGCUCAUACAUGUUUCAAUAGACUUGAGCUUCCAAAAUAUAGUAGUGAAGAAAUGAUGAGAAAAUAUUUGAGAUCUAUUGUUCUAAAUGAUCUUGAAGGAGUUUUUGGAAUGGAAUGA